UUAAUUAGCUCAUUUUAUUAAAGAGAACCUAAUAAUAAUGAAUAUGGGACAAAUGUCUCAAGCAAUGCACCUUCCACAAAAACUUCUACCACUUUUCUUGCCCCCCCCCCCCCAAAAAAAAAAAAAAAAACACAGGUAGAAGGGUCUUCCCAAUCCCGUCACCCGCAAAUCCCUCCAUGUCCCGUUUAACUCCUUCAUUACUAUAUGUAAGGUAGAAUGUCUCUUUAUACUACCGAUACAUCAUCUAAAAUGAAGGUUCAUUUUUAUCGAUACUCGGAAUAAGGUAACCCUUCAAGAUAUCUAUAAACCAUAUGUGGCAUUGUCGUGUAAUAACGUAUACCCCUGUAACGUAAAAUACACCAAAAACUGGAAAUCGACUCAGAAUCUGGAAAUCGAUACAGAAUCAUUUGAGAAAAUGUACAUGCAAAGUGCAAAACUUCCGCCGACCCAAAUGAAGCGAGAAGGUCAUUGGAACGGGUUUGGAGUAUUCCCGCCUUUUCUGGCUGAAUUCCCGCCCUUCCUAAAUUUGACCAAUCACAUUUCGGCUUAUUCGUGACGUCACAUGUGGGGUUUGACAGGGAGGCGCGCAUUUUUGAAUGAAAACUUUUCUUCAGAAGCAAACAAAGUUUUAGUCUGCUUUUGGGGUAUUUUAUUUCGUUAGUCCUUAUCGCAUGAGACAGUCAAAAUAGGCCAAACUGCUUGGUUUUACAAUGGACGCCUAUGGAAACCCACUUUCUGAGUUUGAGCUUAGACGACUAGAAAACAUCAAGAAAAACAACGAGCUUUUGAGGAGUCUUGGACUCUCUGUACCCCAUGAACCAAAGAUUCACAAGCCAGUAAAAGUUGUCCAACCAAAAAAGAAGAAGAAAAAGUGGCCCCUAGAAGACAAGUUGUUUGAAGCAAGUGACACCAGCAGUGAGAGCAGCACAGAUAGCGAUGAGGACUGGGUCCCAGGGGUCACUGAGGAGACACUCAAAAAAAGGAAAAUGUUUCAGAAAUUCCAGCCAGAGUUCCGACCAAAAAGACAGACAUCAUUUGUGUCAUCUUGUACUAAGAAAUCUGAGCCUAAGUCUGAGAAACAACACUGUGAUGACUUUGAGGAGUUAGGACGGAUCGCCAUGCAGCUAGACACAGACAGCUCCUUCUUUGAUGAUUCACCAAGUCAUCAAGCUGUCAAGCACGACACAGACGCAAGGUACCCAAAGAGACCAAGGGCUACAAAAAACAGCUAUCGGGAGGCUGAAGUUCCAGAUGAUGACCAUUACUUGUUUUGUGAAGAGUGUCAAGACCUUCAUUAUGGGGAGUGCCCCAUCCACGGUCCAUUGCAAGCCAUUGCAGAUAAUGCCACUACAUCCAGUACCCAGACAACAGCCAGGGCAACUCUGCCUCACUGCUUGGAGAUAAAGACAUCUUCCAUACCAAAUGCUGGUCUUGGCGUGUUUUCCAAGUCAAGAAUAGCAAAACGAGUCAUGUUUGGGCCGUAUAAAGGAACCAAGGUUAAACUCAGUGACGAGCAAAUGGAGAAUGACACCAGCUACAUGUGGGAGAUAAGCAGGGAUGGGAAUUUUAAUCAUUUCAUCGAUGGUCACGACGAAGAGCAAAGCAACUGGAUGAGAUUCGUUAACUGCUCUCGGUGUGAGAAGGAACAGAACCUCGUGACCUUCCAAUAUCGUGGGCAAAUAUUCUACCGCUCCUACAAAGACGUCCACCCGGGUACGGAGCUGCUGGUGUGGUACGGAGACAAGUACGCCAACGACCUUGGGAUAGCACUUGAAGACGUGGAGGACUCCAAUAUUAUUGCGAGUUUAGAUACGAAAGAUUAUACUUGUAAAAAGUGUUCCAGGUGCUUUACCUCCUCCAACGCGCUACUUUGGCACAGAAAACGAUGCUACAUCGAACCGACUGGGGACGAGCUCAAGUGCAAACUGUGUCAGCAGCAGUGUGCCACACCCAAAACACUGACGGGACACAUCGUGUCUGAACACUGCGAGAACUCAUCUCGUGUGUGUCCAAUAUGCGAAAAGGAUUUUUGUGAUUAUCGCUAUAUGAUUAUGCACAUUUUGACACACACGAAAUAUAAGCCUUACAAAUGCACACAGUGCGGUAAAGCGUUUGCACAUGCAAGUAGUCUAACAGAACAUAUGCGGACACACAGUGGGGAGAAGCCACAUAAGUGCACACAGUGCGGUAAAGCGUUUGCACGGGCAAGUGUUCUAACAAGACAUAUGCGGACACACAGUGGGGAGAAGCCACAUAAGUGCACACAGUGCGGUAAAGCGUUUGCACAUGCUGGUAAUCUAACAACACAUAUGCGGACACACAGUGGGGAGAAGCCACAUAAGUGCACACAGUGCGGUAAAGCGUUUGCACAGCCAAGUGUUCUAACAAGACAUAUGCGGACACACAGUGGGGAGAAGCCACAUAAGUGCACACAGUGCGGUAAAGCGUUUGCACGGGCAAGUGUUCUAACAAGACAUAUGCGGACACACAGUGGGGAGAAGCCACAUAAGUGCACACAGUGCGGUAAAGUGUUUGCACAGGCUGGUAAUCUAACAACACAUAUGCGGACACACAGUGGGGAGAAGCCACAUAAGUGCACACAGUGCGGUAAAGUGUUUGCACAGGCUGGUAAUCUAACAACACAUAUGCGGACACACAGUGGGGAGAAGCCACAUAAGUGCACACAGUGCGGUAAAGCGUUUGUACAUGCAAGUAAUCUAACAAAACAUAUGCGGAUACACAGUGGGGAGAAGCCAUGUAAGUGCACUCAGUGCGGUAAAGUGUUUGCACAUACAAGUCAUCUAACAAAACAUAUGCGGACACACAGUAGGGAGAAGCACUAAAUAAAGGCUUCAGAAGUUGCUGGUAAGCAAACUAGAGAUAACGAGUAGACACAGUGAAGAGAAGACCAGCACUCAAGCGUUCUUAAAUGCCACGUGUGUUUGUUAAGACUUUACUGAUCCGGGUAUCGUCCACACAACGCGAAACGAUAUCCGAAAACGGAACAAUUUGAAAACGCUCUUUGGAGUGAACGAUACUUUUUAGUGCCAUGUGGACAGAAGAAAACGGAACUUUUUGAAAACAACGGCGUGCUUCCCUUUGCUCGCGGGGCGUAAGCAGGUGAAAUGGAAAUCGUUUCCGUAUCGUUUUUGCGUUUUCGUGUUGACGGUCCGUUUCAAAAUGAAACGCUUCGUGUGAGCGCGGAAAAUACGUUUGGAUUAUGAGGGUUCCAUUGCCAUAACAUACACGUGUGAACUUAGCAUUAUUCAUACCGGACGUCGAUAACCGUAAACCCCUGUAUGUUAGGUAGGAUAUUGAUUUGUAAAUAAAUAAAACACGUACU
Messenger RNA from Nematostella vectensis (starlet sea anemone), 3343 nucleotides. RefSeq names its product zinc finger protein 883. The record is from RefSeq and is a predicted model, not a curated record. NCBI's taxonomy places the organism in Eukaryota, Metazoa, Cnidaria, Anthozoa, Actiniaria, Edwardsiidae. The transcript has 8 exons. Bases 711 to 2843 code for a protein of 710 amino acids. Gene Ontology annotation, cellular component: nucleus. Gene Ontology annotation, molecular function: protein binding; histone methyltransferase activity.